Entamoeba invadens IP1 is the source of this 1290-nucleotide messenger RNA. RefSeq lists its product as hypothetical. The transcript is spliced from 3 exons. The record is from RefSeq and is a predicted model, not a curated record. NCBI's taxonomy places the organism in Eukaryota, Evosea, Mastigamoebida, Endamoebidae. The annotation marks the transcript as partial.
UGGAAAGCAAUGGGCCCCAUCAACAAAGAAAAGAAAAAGUUCAAAAGGAAGGUUGCGAAGGUGGGUGCUGACUAUAAAGCAGAAUUUUGUAAUUCGACUGCUUCUGACUUGUUUUUUGGGUUUUUUGACGAAAAUUUAGUCGAAAAAAUAACAGCAUUUACCAACGCCAAAUUAUCAGGAAAAAAAGGUAAAUCCCAAAUAACAAAAAUAGACAUUAUACGAUAUUUCGGCAUUUUACUAUAUAUGGGAGCACACCACGACAUAAAGAAUCCAAUUUCCGAGCUUUGGAACGAAAAACACGGGAAACCAAAUAUUUAUGGUAAAGCUAUGCCCAGAAAUGUUUUUCAACUUAUCAAUGUUAACAUCGAGACUUACGAUGUCACAACUUUUCAGGAUGAAGUUGAGAAAGAGAGUUGUUUUAUAGGUGAUGAAGAAGAGAGUGAGGACAGUGCAUCCGAUGAAGAGGCAAAUCCAGAGAAUAAAGAAGAGACUGAAGAAGAAGACUAUUUGAGUUGUGAUGAGUGGGUCAAAAAACAUCCUGUUGACCUGACCGAAGAGAAGCUAAAAAAGGAUGUUGAAGUGAGACAAAAAGUAAAUGAUGAAGAGACUAUAGAAAAGGGGUUAAUCAAAGCAUCAAACACGCCAAACUCAAAUGACAAGUUUGGCAAAAUUAGGGAAGUGUUGGAAGCUUUUAUUCACAACUUAGUGAACAACAAAUACUUUACACCGAGCACCACACAAUCGGUUGAUGAACACCUUUGCGCAUUCAAGGGAAAGAUAUGGGCAAAGGUAUUCAUCAAGUCCAAACCUCAGCGUUACGGCAUCAAGUUUUGGAAGGAAGAAAAUCAAGGAUUUCGGGUGACGAUAGAUAUGGUAGCUCCACAAUUGUGUAUGGGAAACUUAAGAUUGGCACAUUAUUUGGCUCAAUAUGGUUCAACAUUGCUUGGGACUGUGCGAAAAAACAGAGUUGAGGUACCAGAAGAAGCCAAGCAAAUCAAACGUUAUGACCCCAAUGAUGAUAAAAAGGCUACUACAAGAGAGGCAGAUUCAACAGAAGUGUAUACAAAAGGUGUAUGCAAACUGCUUUCUUACUAUAACGAAAAGAAGAAGUUGGUGCUCAUUAUGACGACGAUGCAUAAUGCUAAAGAGUUGUACACCGUUCAGGAGCAAGUGAGGGGAAAGGAUGGCAAACUUGUGAGUGUACACAAACCAAAUGUGAUAAAACAAUACAAUGCGACAAUGGGAGGUGUUGAUAGUGCAGAUCAGAUGAUACAUACUUACACUUGGUAG